GCUAUCUUUCCUCUCAUUUCUUAGCCAUUGGGCUUUCCCUGUAUCCAUACUGCUAUGUGUAGACUUCAGUCUCAUUCCAUUGCCGCAUAGUUGCGCUUUGCUAUUCCGUCGCCAUGGACGACCUCUCGCGGUCCGAGUACCCAGCCAUGCUGGCUAGCCUCCAGUCGGGCCAGGCAGCUCAAGCUCUCUCCGAUCGAGUCAAGCGAAUCUCCCGGGUGAAUCAGGAAAUCGCAGAUUGGCUACAGGAGCGCCGGAGGGUCGAAGAGCUCUAUGCUAGCGGCCUUCGAAAGCUCCUGCUCUUCAAGGUGCCUAGUGCGCAGUCUGAACUCGGUGUAUUCCAAUCGCCAUGGGACAAGAUCCUCCACUCCGUCGAUGCCAUCGCCGCCUCCCACCACCUCUUUGCGCAGAGGAUCGAGAAAGAUGUCGAGCAUGCUCUGCGGGGGUUCCAGAACAAGAGGGAAAUGCAGAACAUGCAAACCAUCGGCGCGAACCUCCAGACGAUGGCGAGGGAGCUUGACGAGGCCCAGGACAAGUCCGACAAGCUGACCAAGAAGGGCGGUAAGGCGAACGCUCAGAAAGUCGAUCAGGUGACCUCGAGGCUCGAGUCCGCAACCCAACAAUGGGAAUCCCAGGCACCCUUCAUCUUCGAGACCUUACAGGCCCUCGACGAGCAGAGAGUCAAUCACCUGCGUGACGUCUUGACACAGCUGGAGACGCACGAGGUGGACCAGGCUGCGCGAACCCAAGCUGCCGCUGAAGAAGUAUUGAACACGAUGCUGGAGGUUAAUACGAGCCAGGAAGUACAGAAUUUCGUGCAGCGGACGAUUGCGGGAAAACCCAAGCUGGAGAGACGAACGCCGGCGGCGACAAGGCAGAACAGUGUCGUUGCCCCUUCCGCCCUCUCGCCUCCGACCACGGCUGGCCACGAGGACGAUGUGAGUGACCAUUCGGGGACGAGGGACGGGCAAUUGCCAGACUCGUCAAAAUUGCGAAGCCGGAUUGGGACCAUGUUCGGGCGAAGGCGGCAGAGCAUCCAUGGGGGAUUCGGACCAAUAUCACCGCAGAAGAACAUGGGCAGCUUUACGAGGAGCAUUGGCAGCAGCCACGGCAGAGCAAUAUCCCCGCGCGGGUCCUCGCACAAUCUUGCCGACUCGAGCCAUCGACUCUCGUCCCUCGCCGAGAGCCCCACGUCUGCGCAACCGCCCGAUACGUCUGAUGGCAAGCCGAAGCCUUCGCACGAAGGUACCAAUGGGGUGACGGGUGGAGAUGACGCUGCACCUGUCCAGUCUUCCUUGAACAUGCUCAAUGGCACUGCCGAAGAUAUCUUCGAUGCGCCGCCGCCGGCCGCCGGACCUCAGCCCACUGAACAGAACAAUAACCAGGAAGCCGUCAAGGAUGCCGAGGGAUACACCGUUCCGGCGCCCCUAAACGACCCUAUUACGCAGGCGCAGAAGGAGGCCGCAGCUGCGGGAGAGGAGGCUGACCGGUUCUUCAAGCUGAACAUCCAGAAGGAGCCCGUGUCUGAGGAGGAUCCCGAUGCGAAAAAGGCGGCGCUGUCCAACGUAGCGAACACGCUGACGCAGAUGGGCAUGCCAAGCCGGAGCAAUACGAUGAGGGGCCGGAGAGACGUUCGCAACACGAUAUACAUGCCCAGCUUGCCCGUUCCCGAGCCGACUUCAGAAAAUCCCUUCCCGCCAUCACCGGCAUUGCCUAGCUCCACCUCACGGCCCUUGGCUGUUUCCGCCCUAGCAUCGGAAGCCAGCAUCGCUGGGACAUCGGAUACGCAGUCGGUACGAUCCGGCAUAUCUCUCGGCAGCCUCACGCAGCACAAACACCCCGAGAUGUACGGGCCGGGGUUGAAUGCUUCGAUAAUCGAAUAUGUGUCGGCGUCGUUCGAUGGCGGUGAAGUGAAGGACGCAAGGAUCAAUGGCGAGAUUGCCUUCUCGUAUAAUGCGGAUCCAACCUCUAGUAUCCCAGAUCACGAAACAAUUCGCAUAAACAACUUCCCAGUUCUCGCUGCCAUCGGACCAAACCGUAUCGUGGUCAACAACACCCCCUUCCCCGAUGAGUUCACGUUGGAUUUGACCCACCUCGCCAAGCCAUCGCCAUCCUUCACCUACCGCGUCCACGCCGAAGAUGCUUCCAGCUCCCUCGCAUCGCACUGCCCGCUGGUCAUCAAGCCGACGUGGAAGCCGGCGGGCGACAAGCUCGGCCUGCUGAUUCAGUACCGGCUCAACCCUGACAGCAAGGUGCCGAGGCCGGCGACGCUCAACAACGUCAUCAUCUUCGCGACCUACGAGGGCGCGCGGGCGAGCGGCGCCCAGAGCAAGCCGGCCAGCACACACCUCAAGGACAAGCACGUCGUCUACUGGCGCCUCGGCGACGUCACGCCGACCGACGACUGGUCCAAGAUCGUGUGCCGCAUCAUCGGCGAGCAGGGUGGCGAGCCCGCGCCCGGCCACGUCGAGGCGAGGUGGGAGUACGCCGCGCCCGCCUCCGCGGCGGCCGGGAUCGGGAGCGGCAUCUCGGUCUCGAGGCUGGUCGAGGGCAAGGGCAAGGGCAAGGCCGUGAUCGAGGAGGAAGAGGACGAGGAGGAAGGCGGAGACCCCUUCGCUGACGAGAAGGGUUCCGUGUCGCCUGCGCUGAAGGACGAUACCAGGACCUGGGCUGACGUGCUUGUGGUGCGCAAGUUGGCGUCUGGGAAGUACGAGGCCAAAUGAAAAGGGAUUGGAGGGGAUGACCUCCGAAGGUGUGAAGCUGGAGAUGAAUGAUAUGGAUACCUGUACCUAUGUUUUGAUUGUCCAAUUUGUCCGCCUUGCUCGGGACCUGAAGUUUGUUUUGGAGGGAUCUUCUUUUUCGUUUUGCUUUUUACCUUCUGCUAGCAGAGCAGAUGGAUGUUCUCUGCCAUUGUAUAGCAAACUGGAGCUGGAAAGUUCAGCUUGUCUUUGUCAGAUUCAGAAAGUUACGACCAAAUUUGAUGGGAAUAUAUCAAAAUCCUGAGCCAAUAGAGUGCAAGAGUUA
Molecule: messenger RNA, 3021 nt
Organism: Phialemonium atrogriseum
Lineage: Eukaryota; Fungi; Ascomycota; Sordariomycetes; Cephalothecales; Cephalothecaceae
Product: putative suppressor of profilin protein
Exons: 5
Coding region: 114-2720 (868 amino acids)
Biological process (GO): septin cytoskeleton organization
Cellular component (GO): endocytic vesicle; plasma membrane; cell division site
Source: RefSeq, a predicted model, not a curated record